AUGUCAUCAACAGCUCAAUUGAUUGUUUCUAUUUCUCAAACUUUUAUGACCUAUAGUGGUUUUCUUUUCUUAUUUCUGGGAGUCAUUGGUAAUAUGAUAAAUAUCAUUGUAUUGCAUAAAUUACGACUUUUUCGAGGACAUCCAUCUGUUUUCUAUUUCACAAUUGAAUCAAUCGGGAAUUUAGCUCAACUUAUUAUCAACUAUCCAACACGAAUCAUAUCCAAUGGAUUUGGCAUUGAUCUCACAAAUAUAUCAAGGGAAUUUUGUAAGAUAAGAGCAUUUCUUGCACCAACUGUUACGCUCAUACCUGCAUAUACGAUUUGUUUGGCUUGUUUCGAUCAAUUUCUUUCUACACAUUAUAAUCCAUUUUUUAAACAAAAAAGUAGUAUUCGUCUUGCUAAAUAUCUUGCAUUUACUUUAAUUAUCGUACUCUUUCUGCAUGGUAUCCCAUUUAUUUUGUUUUUUGAUCUACCACCUUCAAUGACUUGUAAAAACUAUAAUGCUAGAUUUGGUCAAUAUUAUUCAUUUGUUUACUAUCCGAUUGUGGUUGGUAUAUUGCCGAUGACUAUUGCAUCAUUAUUCAGUUUUUUAGCCUUUCGUAAUGUUCGUCAUCUAGUUCGACAACAACUUCGAAUUACACGUCGUCGACUUGAUCAACAACUCACAGCUAUGGUACUUGCUCGUGCAAUCUGUCUUGGACUUCUAAUGCUGCCGUAUACAACAUAUCGAAUAUAUAUACUUAAUGUGACUGUCGAUAAAAGUCAAUUAGUUUUAUCGGCCAUUAAUAAUACACUGAUUGAAUCAGUCACCGUUACAUUUCUCUAUAUUAAUUUUGCAGUAAGUUAUAUCUACUGUCUUUUUUUACCUACGAGAUUUUAA
This is a messenger RNA of Rotaria sp. Silwood2, 879 nucleotides long. NCBI's taxonomy places the organism in Eukaryota, Metazoa, Rotifera, Eurotatoria, Philodinida, Philodinidae. The record is from the annotation of a GenBank genome assembly.